AUGCAGUUCCUAAUCGUCGCUUGCGCUCUUUUGGCCGUGGCUUUCGGCCAGAACACUGGACGCUACCAGGGCUAUCAGGGCUACCAGGGCUACCAGGGCUACCAGGGCUACCAGGGAUACCAGGGAUACCAGGGAUAUCAGGGAUACCGUGGCAACGCCGGUAACCCGGGCUUUCAGCCCGUCCAGCCCGCCAAACCCGUCGAGACCAAAGAGCCAGAAGUAGUCGCAGCCAAGGCCCCAGUCUUCGUCAAGGGAGCCUACGAAAGCGGACCGUACGCUCGUAUUCUGAACCAGAACCAGGAUAUCUCUCCGGACGGCAGUUACGCCUACAGCUACGAUACUGAAAACGGAAUUUCCGUAGCCGAGAAUGGAGCUCCCGCCAACGGUCGCAACGGCGCAGUGGAGGUUGUAACCGGCCAGUAUGGUUACACCGCCCCCGACGGAACUUCCUUCCAACUCCGAUACGUCGCCGACGAAAACGGCUUCCGUCCCGAGGGUGUCCACAUCAGCAGCGUAGGUGCAGCUUACCCUGGUUACUCCCGACAGUAUGAGGGUCGUACAGCCCGCGACGUGAUCGGGAUUUACGAUCUACCAACAGACGUAGAGACUGCUCAGGACCUCGCUGUCGUACCGAAGCAAUGA
Diprion similis is the source of this 642-nucleotide messenger RNA. RefSeq names its product endocuticle structural glycoprotein SgAbd-1-like. The transcript has 4 exons. The record is from RefSeq and is a predicted model, not a curated record. Gene Ontology annotation, cellular component: chitin-based extracellular matrix. Gene Ontology annotation, molecular function: structural constituent of chitin-based larval cuticle. Bases 1 to 642 code for a protein of 213 amino acids. Lineage: Eukaryota; Metazoa; Arthropoda; Insecta; Hymenoptera; Diprionidae.